This is a messenger RNA of Darwinula stevensoni, 846 nucleotides long. Lineage: Eukaryota; Metazoa; Arthropoda; Ostracoda; Podocopida; Darwinulidae. The record is from the annotation of a GenBank genome assembly.
AUGUCAGAGGAGAACGAGUCCGAUGUUUCCCAUAGAGCCUCCGUAGCAGAGGCUAUACAAUUUCGGUCCCGGGCCUCCACGAUGGAUAGCAGCGAACCAGACGAGGAAAAGGAGGAGGAGGAUGAGGAGGAAAUGAUGGACAGUGAGGAAGUAGCGGAGGAGGAAGAGAUAGAAGAAGAGAAUGGAGAAAAGAAGAAGGAGGAGGAAGAAGAUGAAGAGAAGGUGGAAGAAAAGAAAGAGGAGGAGAAAGAGAAGAUGGAAGAGAAGGAGGAAGAGAAGGUGGAAGAGAAGAAGGAGGGAGAGGAAGAAAAAAAGAAACCGAAAUCAUCCACGGACCCCGAAGGAACCGAGCCCCAGUUGACUCCAACCUCUCAUACGGAACUUCAAUCCCAGCCCGAAGAACCUGCUCGGGAAUCCGACAGCAAAGGCGAGAGGGACAAUGCCAGCAACGGAGGCGAGGCGUCGCCUUCCUCUCGAGAUGACCUCUCCCAGGAGGAAGCGUCCCAGGAACAGCCGCCCCAGAAACUGCCGGCUCGCGAGCAGCCUACCCCAGAAUCACUUCUCCAGGAGCCACCUUCCCAGGAACGACCUCCCCGGGAAAGGCCUUCAAAGGAACGAUCUUCCCAUGAACCGCCUGUCCAGGAGCCACCUUCCCAGGAACUGCCUCAGCCUGAAGAGCAACCCCAAGAAGCACUCUCAAACGAGACUCCAUCCCAGAAAUCCCCCGAAACCCCAAUCCAAAAAACGUACUCCCCCAUGGAGUGCUGGGAACCAGUCCCGACCCUCCUCAUCACCCACCCAUCCACCGAAUCCCCGACCCAAUCCCACGACCUGACCGAGGGCUUC